GUUCUGGGGAAAUCGCGUUUUCGUUGCCACUUCAACAAAUUCAUCAGCAUUUAUCGUCAUCUCAUCUGCAAUCAUGGCGCCAAUGACACGAAGUGGUGUGGGUUCGAUACCCCCGCCGGAAGGACUGCGACCUCCACGAGAAGUAAGCUCAUGCGUCUACCUGCCCUUUACCCCGACGUACAUGCUAAUCAUCCACCGGCUAUAGAAGUACCGCGAAGCAAGCUGGCAAUUCGUGGGUGUAUGAGCCACUUCUUUCAUAUCUCUGACGCGAUUUUAUUGACAUGUCGGACUUACAGGCGGAUUCGCGACACGAACGAGACCUCUCCGAAGAGCCUCAUUCCUCCUAUGACGAAGAUACAGAUAUGCUGUCGCGAGAUGGCUACGGCGCUGGGAGUAUGUCCAUAAGUAAAAUGUUGCACGCUGCAGUUGACUAAUGGGAUUUGUUAGACGAUGGGAGGCAGCUUCAACUUGAAGGCCCUGAGGACCACGAGGAUAUCCUGCACCCUCUCCGUGAAGCUGCAAACCGAGUUGGGCGCGAGGUCGAGAAAUUUGCGGAAGUAUUGGAUGGUUACAAUCCUCUACGGGCUACGGAUACCCAGCAAAGACAUGAAAUGACCGCCGAUUUGAUUGAACGGUACCAUGAGAUCGCAAAAGAAACUUUAGGUCGGCUACGCGAACAACAUGAAGGGGAACGACUGCGAUCAAAAGGCAGGGCGUGGAGGAAAAUGUGGGGUCCUGGAUUGAAGAUAGCCAAUGAUACGGACGAGCUGGAUUCGGAUUAUGAAGAUUCGCCAAACGCCGAAUUUGCGCAACAAACCACUUUGGAAGACUUAGAACGAUGGGAACAGGAGGCGCAAACUUGGGAUCUAUUAGCACGCCUCGUCGAAGUCCGUCACCCAGCUCACGAAUUGGAGAAUGUAAAGGUUCCACAUCGAUCUUCCAUCCACCCGUAUUCGACAGAGCAGGAGCUUUGGGACGAUUUUCUCCAGUCCGAUGAGCUUGCUAUUGAGCGCAAAACUGUCCUCGAGUGGCUCAAAGACACGGCCCAAGAGUCUGGAGAGGACAUCAACGAGAUGGUCAAGGAACUACAUCAAAAUGCUGAAAGAGGUGACAUAAUAGCACAUGGAUGGAUACACACCAAGACUGCCAUCAAACAGUCGAAGCGUAAUCUCGGGGCUCAUGGAUGUCUGGACCCAGAGUCGAAUGACGUAAAGAGACUACACUUGAAUUCUUCAAAAACUGAGAUUUUGGUUUCUCAGCUGGAUCCCGAUGCUAUGGCGCGACAGGGUAGGAAAUUACAGAUAGAGGAUCAAUAUUUCGAAAGAGCUAUGUGGCUGGGCUGUUACGAGAUGCUACGUCGUGGAACAAGCCCUGACGAUAUUCGAGAAUGGUGUAUGGAUCGCACGCAAAUCUGGCGAGCUGUCAGCAUGGCAAGUCUUCCCAAUGAACGCAUGAAGAAUACGGAUGGCAACGGUGUCAAUCACGAUCCUGCUGACCCAUCAUCUUGGAGAUUAUGGAGGCGCAUGUGCUUUGCUCUGGCUCGUCAAGGGGGAGCUGGUGAUUAUGAGCGUGCUGUUUAUGGCAUUCUCAGCGGUGAUGUAGCCAGUGUCGAGCAUGUCUGUCGUUCCUGGGACGAUUUCCUAUUUACUCACUACAGCGCUCUUUUACAAACUCAAUUCGAUAACCACCUCCAAACCCAUUAUUCACCAGCGGGACCGCCGAUAUCUAUGUCAAACUUUGGUGUUUUCGAUGCUGUGCAGUUUCAUGGCGAUCCAAAGACUGCUGCAGAAAGAUUGAUUGAAAAACUGGAGAGCGACGUACGGACCAAGGAAGAAGCACUGAAGCCGAUGAAGAUGAUUCAAGGUGUCUUACUUGCAAACAAAUUUCCAGCUUUCAUAUACCAGCAAGGGUCAGCGCUCUCAAAAUUCGCAAAUGCAGCCAACCCAUCAAAUUUGAUACCAAUGCAAAAGUACCAUCCUGAUAACAUCGAAAAAUACGUUAGAACGGAAGAUCACGAUAGCUUGAGAGUGCUCACUCAUGUUCUGUUGGCAUACAGGGGUCUUGGAGUUGACUUUGGCGGUGCAAGUACUCAGACUACGAUAGACAACGUGAUGGUCGCAUAUAUCAGCUUCCUAAAACUGGCUGGCAAAGAGGAGCUUAUACCACUCUACUGCUCUCAACUUAGCGGAAAACGAAGAUAUGCUACGCUUAGCAGAAGCCUCAUCGAUAUCACGGAUCAUGAGCAGCGUGUCACACAGAUCAAGCUCAUGAGGGGCCUUGGGUUGGAUGUGCAAACUUUUGUUACAUCACAAUCUCGAUUCCUGAAUGGCGAUUAUCCUGAUAAUCCAAAAGACUUUCCAGCUGCUGGUCAAUUUAGGUUGCUAACGACUCUGCCAGGUUCGGAGGACCCAGUCCUUAAGGAGGACUUCUGUGGAAUAGAUGACAAUACUGAAAGAACAGACAUGCUCCUUAUCAGAAGUCUUGAGUGGUAUUUGCUUGUCGAUGGUCUUUGGAGUGAAACAUUCAACUUCGGCUCUAAAUUAUUUUGCCGAUUUCUCAGUGAGUCGGUACCAUUUGUGACUCAACCCAAGCUAACCCUCUUUCUUUUAGAAAAUAUGCAACUUCCCGCAGCUCGAAUGCUUGUUUCCAGAGUUAGCUCCAAUGCAAUUGCGCUUAGCAAGACUCAUGCCAUCUUGGACGAAAGAUUGGAUUUUAACGGCCUGGAAGAGGAAGGCGAAGAAGAUUUAACCGAUGUUUUAGAUGGUAUAUCUGACCAGAAAAGACUCUUGAAGAAAUUUAUGCUUGCGGAAGCAAAGAACUUCCGAGAACUGGAGGCUCUAGUUGAAGUCCUAGAUAACAUAGAGACCAUCAGUGGCAUCGAGAACAUCAUGCGAGAGUAAGCUUGACAAAAUGUACUUCCGGUGGCUGCAUUUUACUAAAUUGUAUUGAUCUAGGCAAGACCCAUCUCAGCAUUCUGCCGGUUACAAAAUGGAAAAGCAGGCUGUGGUAAAAACAUUGAUGUACAUUCGCGGAUUCGUUCCCACCCUGGCCAAGGGUUGGCUUCUUACAGUUUCCGAACGUAAGUUCCUCCGUUCAUGAACUAUAUGGCCCAUAACUGACUGUAGCAGCAUCUUUGGAAGACCAAUUCGUAUUUAUAAGAGAAACAUAUCUCCCCGAGACGAUUAUGGCCUUUAUUCGCGUUCUGGAAUUUUCGGGCCGUAUUCUAACUCGGGACUUCCUGAUGGAGUGUAUGGAUGUAGCAAGUGUUAUCGCCGACGAAGACUCCGACUUGCUACCUCUUUUUGCGAGCACGGGUAAAAUGCAAGACCUGGUAAAGGUUGUGACCUAUGCCAGUAAGACUCUACUGCUUAUGACCUCUUCAAGAGGCAGCGCAGCAACGAGAAGCCGAAAAUUAAGAGCCAAGGGUUGGACGCAGCAUCUCUGGAGUGUGAGACAACCUUCUAGCGAGGAUGAGAUAUGAGGUAUGGGGAUGGAUGCCGUGUAUUUGUAGGAGUUUGGAGGACAAAAGGGAAAGUCGCAGAGACUGGUGUCUCAUCUGCUAUUUGGUGGUAAUGUUUAGAUGUGACAAAGGCAGAAUAGAGUAUGUGUACUCAAGUGUUCC
Hymenoscyphus albidus is the source of this 3622-nucleotide messenger RNA. The record is from the annotation of a GenBank genome assembly. NCBI's taxonomy places the organism in Eukaryota, Fungi, Ascomycota, Leotiomycetes, Helotiales, Helotiaceae.